Molecule: messenger RNA, 2037 nt
Organism: Nicotiana attenuata
Lineage: Eukaryota; Viridiplantae; Streptophyta; Magnoliopsida; Solanales; Solanaceae
Product: cytosolic enolase 3
Exons: 13
Coding region: 241-1662 (473 amino acids)
Biological process (GO): glycolytic process
Cellular component (GO): phosphopyruvate hydratase complex
Molecular function (GO): magnesium ion binding; phosphopyruvate hydratase activity
Source: RefSeq, a predicted model, not a curated record
UGAACGUUUGAUCAGGGACACGCGGCAUCAUCAGACCAAGGCAAAGCAAUCAGUUCAUUUGUCCCAAAUUCAAUACUCAGACAAGAUCCUAGGUUACUCCAUCUUCGUUCAAAUUCGAGCUCGAGCUGCCGGAGCUACCGGAGUAAUUUUUCCGGCAACAAAACGCAACAGUUCUCUUCACUUCAUUCCCUGUUUUCCAAAUUCACGUGAAGAAACCUAAGAUUAGCUAAGAAGAAGAAAAUGUCGGUGCAAGAAUAUCUAGAUAAGCACAUGCUUUCUCGGAGAAUCGAAGAUGCCGUUAAUGCCGCCGUCAGAGCUAAAACCCCCGAUCCCGUCCUCUUCAUUUCAAAUCACAUGCGGAAAUCUGUACCGUCGGUGAUAACGAAGGUGAAAGCGCGGCAAAUAUUGGACAGUAGAGGAAUUCCGACCGUCGAAGUUGAUCUCCACACGAAUAAAGGCGUUUUCCGUGCUUCUGUACCUAGUGGUGCUUCUUCUGGAAUGUAUGAGGCUAUUGAACUGCGUGACGGAGACAAAGGAACUUAUCUUGGCAAUGGUGUGAAUAGAGCUGUCAAGAAUAUUAAUGAGAAAAUUUCAGUUGCAUUGGUUGGUAUGGAUCCCACUCUUCAAUCUCAGAUUGAUCAGGUCAUGAUAGACUUGGACAAAACAGAAAAUAAGAGUGAACUUGGAGCAAAUGCUAUUUUAGCUGUCUCAAUAGCUGCUUGCAAAGCUGGAGCUGCUGAAAAAGAGGUUCCACUUUACAAACACAUUGCUGAUCUUUCUGGUCAAACAAGCUUGCUUCUUCCUAUUCCAGUCUUUACUCUCGUAACUGGAGGAAAACAUGCUGGAAAUAAUUUGGCUAUUCAGGAGAUAAUGAUUCUGCCAGUGGGAUCAAAGACAUUUGAGGAGGCUUUACAAAUUGGUUCCGAGACCUAUCAUCAUUUGAAGGUAGUGAUUACAGAGAAAUAUGGUGCCUAUGGAUGUAAUGUUGGUGAAGACGGUGGUUUUGCUCCCGACAUCUCAAGCUUAAGAGAUGGCUUGGACCUUGUUCAGGAGGCUAUUGGGAGAACAGGGUACAAGGAGAAAAUAAAGAUAGCUAUUGGUGUUGCUGCGACUGAGUUUUGCAUAGGUACAAAAUAUGAUUUAGAUUUUAAGACUCCAAAUAAAUCUGGACAAAAUUUUAAAUCAGGACAGGAUAUGAUUGAUAUGUACAAAGAACUCUGUGCAGACUACCCCGUUGUCUCAAUUGAAGAUCCAUUUGACAAGGAGGACUGGGAGCAUGUCAAGUACUUUUCGAGUCUUGGAAUGUGCCAGGUGGUUGGAGACGACUUACUAAUGUCAAAUCCUAAACGGAUUGAGAGAGCCAUACAAGAGAAUGCGUGCAAUGCCCUUCUUCUCAAGGUUAAUCAGAUUGGUACAGUGACCGAAACCAUUGAAGUGGUCAAGAUGGCUAAGGAUGCCCAAUGGGGGGUUGUGAUAUCUCAAAGAAGUGGUGAAACUGAAGACAGUUUUAUAGCUGAUUUAUCUGUUGGCUUAGCUACUGGUCAAAUUAAAGCAGGUGCUCCUUGCCGAGGAGAACGACUAGCAAAGUACAACCAGUUGCUUAGAAUUGAACAAGAGCUUGGUGAUCAAGCAGUUUAUAUUGGUGAAAAGUGGAGGACCUGAUCAUUUUUCGGCAGACUUCUAUUUUUGGACAUUCUUCCCAUUCUUAGUUGCAGCGCUACAGACUAUAGAGUCUUUUAGUUUGCAGCUAUACGGCUACCACUUUGAACAUUCUCCAUGAGCAGUGCUAUAGCUUUGCAGCUAAUGGCUAGACUGCGGGAUGAGAUUGUCUGUUCUAAUCUAGCAGUGUUAAAAUCUGAAUUUUCCUGUUUGUAGAGGCAUUUGUAAAAAGAAAUUGAGUUAAACUGCAAUCGGAAAAAAUCUCACGUUUUUUGCAACUGUACUGUAGUUCUCAUCUUACGAUCAUAAAGGAUGAUUUGUCCUGCGUACUGAGUGCAACAAUGAAAUAGAUAACAUUUACUUCCCUGUUGAUACUUC